UCGAAUCCACCAGCCCCUCCUUGGAACCCUAUGGGGGCAGUUCUACUCUGCCCUAUAGGGUCGCUAUGAGUCGGAAUCGACUCGAGGGCAAAGGGUUUGGGUUUUUUUUGGAAACUCCCUGAGCUGUCCCGGAUACGGUGCAAGUAUUGAUUAAACCGGACUCAUCCUGCGCUCAGGACGCUAAACCUAGCAGGGAAGAUAAGGCAGGUCCGCGAAUAAUAAUAUUGUAAAGUAGAACUUGGUCUCUCAGUGCCGUAAGAGAGGUCCUGAUGAUAAUUCAGAGGAGGGAGUGGGCAUCAGGGAAGUGUAUUUAAACUUACCAUUAGAGGAUAUUUGGCCAAGGCAUCCCUCGAGGAAAAGAUAGCAUAGGAAAAGAAAAUAGCUUUGUGUCUUAGUUUGCUAGUGCUGCUCUAACAAAUACCACAAGAGAGUGGCUUUAAGGGACAGAAGUUUUCUUAUAGUUUAGGAGGCUAGAGGUCUGAAUUCAGAGCACCAGCUUUAGGAGGAGGCUCUCUCUCACUCUAUCCACUCUAGGGGAAAAUCUGUUUCAGCUUCUGUUGCCCAGGAGUUCCUGGUUCCUUGACUAUCCUCAUACGUGCUGGUGUUUUCCUCAGUUUGUGCCUGCUUAUCUCUGUAUGCUGCUCUUUAUAUCGGAAGUGAUUUUUCACAGCCUCCUAGUAAAGAAGCCAAGAUGUCUGUCGAUCCAAUGACGUAUGAGGCCCAAUUCUUUGGCUUCACACCACAAACUUGCAUGCUUAGGAUCUACAUUGCAUUUCAAGACUACCUAUUUGAAGUGAUGCAGGCUGUUGAACAGGUUAUUCUGAAGAAGUUGGACAGCAUCUCAGACUGUGAUAUUAGCCCAGUCCAGAUUCGUAAAUGCACAGAGAAGUUUCUUAGCUUCAUGAAAGGACGUUUUGAUAACCUUUUUGGCAAAAUGGAACAGCUGUUUUUGCAGUUGAUUUUGCGUAUUCCUCCAAACAUUUUGCUUCCUGAAGAUAAAUCCCAGGAGACGCAUUCUUAUAGUGAGGAAGAAUUCCAGCUUCUUCAAAAAGAAAUCGAACAGUUACAGAGGAAGUAUAAGACUGAAUUAUGUGCUAAGCAGGCCCUUCUUGCAGAACUAGAAGAGCAAAAAAUUGUUCAGGCCAAACUCAAACAGACAUUGACUUUGUUUGAUGAGCUUACAAAUGUUGGCAGGGAUCAUGGGAUUAGUGAUUUUAGGGAGAGUUUGGUGUCCCUGGUCCAGAACUCCAGGAAACUACAAAACAUUAGAGACAAUAUAGAAAAGGAAGGUGAGAGACUGAAAACGUCUUAAUUUUUAAAUGGUAAAAAGAAAGAACCUGUCAGUAGAAUGGUAAGGGACUUAUACCAAUGACCAUUCUUAUUCUAGUGAACCAUAUAUUUUAGCGGAUUUUCUUUGUUCAAUCUUUCCUGUAUUCCACGUCUUCCUCUUUUUUGGUCUGCUCUCCUGAAGUAUCUGUGUACUACCCUAAACUAGUCCUUGAAGAAUCUGUUCCUUAGAGGCCUUUAAUAGAUGGGAAGGGAUUCUUGAUUCAAUAAUGACUCAUUUGGGAGCAUGAUUAAAGAAGUUAUUCCCUGGCUAGUCUCAGGUAUUUGUAAAAUUGUACCUUGGUCAUGAGUCCUUUGUGACCUUGAUCUUUUUGGCUUAUUGUCUGGGUGAGAGCAAAUGAGGAAAUGGCCUAACGGGUGAUUCCUUUAUUAGCCAGCCGUUACUCUAUGCGACAGCCAUUGUAGUUAGAGUGCUUGCUCUUGUCCAGUAGCUUUUCUUACGUGGCGAGAUUGAUAGCUGGUUGAAAGAAGCAAGUAGCAGAAGAGGCAACAUUGAUCUUUGGUAAAGAAGAAAGAAGUUGUUUUCAUUUCCAAAGCAGGCCUUGGUGAUGUUAAGCAGUUUACUAUCUUGGACCCCAGGAAUAGACCUUGGACAAUAAAGAAGCAGAUCCCACUGGAACAGAAGAAGGAGGCACAGAAUAUACCUAGUAGCGAAGUUUAUACUGACUACUAGGUAAUUAUACCAAUUUUUUUUUCUUCAGUUGAUUUUGGAAUUGCCCUGUAGCUAAUAUUUAACUAACUUAUUUAUUCAAAUUGUAAUUUUAUUCAUUCUCUUAUUCCCCAUCAGUGGGAAAUUUUAGCUGAGUCUUGUGCUUAAAUUCAAUGGAGCCUAAUAUUUCUUUUUGUAAUUAUAAUCCAUGAAGAAUGUUAGAUCAUCCAAAAAAAGGGGGAAAAUGGCAAUAGUUGCUCUUAAGCUAUUGCUUGCCCUCCAUGUCUUCCUAAAGGAACAGGAUUUGGAAUUUCUUCUUAUGUAGAGAAAGGGGUAACUUAGGGAAUUAAUGUGUGCAAGUAAAUGGGUUUAGAAAGCCUCUGUUUACCUAGAAUAAGUAUGUUAUCAAGCAGCCUUUUUCCCAAUCCUGUCCAUUAAAUACAUAUAUUUCAAAAGCUUUGGUUUUUGCUUUUCUUCUGUCUAUAAAUGUCAUGGUAUCUUUCCUCAGUGUGACUUUUCACCCAAAUUAAAUUUUUCUAUUAUUUUCAUGUUUGUAGCUUAUUCAGAAUCUCCUAGUGUAAUGGAUUGAA
Molecule: messenger RNA, 2586 nt
Organism: Trichechus manatus latirostris (Florida manatee)
Lineage: Eukaryota; Metazoa; Chordata; Mammalia; Sirenia; Trichechidae
Gene: MIS12
Product: MIS12 kinetochore complex component
Exons: 2
Coding region: 692-1312 (206 amino acids)
Biological process (GO): mitotic cell cycle; mitotic sister chromatid segregation; kinetochore assembly
Cellular component (GO): nucleus; chromosome, centromeric region; MIS12/MIND type complex
Source: RefSeq, a predicted model, not a curated record